Oncorhynchus masou masou (cherry salmon) is the source of this 2111-nucleotide messenger RNA. Its product is annotated as ubiquitin carboxyl-terminal hydrolase 16-like. The annotation marks the transcript as partial. The transcript has 10 exons. Gene Ontology annotation, molecular function: cysteine-type deubiquitinase activity; zinc ion binding. The record is from RefSeq and is a predicted model, not a curated record. Gene Ontology annotation, biological process: protein deubiquitination. NCBI's taxonomy places the organism in Eukaryota, Metazoa, Chordata, Actinopteri, Salmoniformes, Salmonidae.
AUGCAUAAGGUUAGGAUAAAUCACGUGGCAGGUCAGGCGAACUGCAUUGUUGGUUAAGUGUUUGUAAAUAUGCCUUUCAGUGUAAGGUCUACACCUGUUGUAUUCGGCGCAUGUGACAAAUACCAUUUGAUUUGAAUUAGGUUAAGGUUAGGAAAAGGGUUCGGCUUAGUUAAAAUGCUAUUUUAACCUGCUACGAAUAGUAAUUUCCGGUCGUAGCUGUACCCCCUCCAGUCAGAACCUUGCUUCACAGUGCUACCAAAGAUUUAUAACUAUACCAAGAUAGACCACAGCCUGUCGUUUCCAAUGGGAACAAAUUAGUCACACUGAGCGGAACAAGCAAGAAGGUGGACAGAGCUAGAGAGAUCCUACUGGCGCGUUGCAGCAUUAUCUGCAUAUUUUCGUUAGGGAACGCCUACUCUGAAGUGUGUGUGUGCAUUAACUUGAAUUCGACUUUAUUUUGUAUUUUAUAUUUCUUCGCAAAGGGUUGUCUACAAAACUUAGUCCACUCUGUUCAUAACAGAUUUCGGGAACAGAAAACUAUUUAAAUCAAAUGUUUUAUCAAUGAGAAAAGUUGCUGAAUUUUGGCCAAAGUCUUCUCCCACUGCCGGCCAGUGGGCUUCCUCGCACAAGAAUAUUGGAUGGAAACACCAAGCGGAUGCUUCACAUUUAUACAUCCGGUAAAAUAUCUGUCUCAUUGUUCUAUCUGUGGCGGUACACCACCACCACAGCGUUUCUUAUUUUUUUCAAGUAUAUGUGGCAACUGGCUUAAGAUGUUAUUGUUUUAAAAUAUGGAUAGUUAUCAUUUUGUGUAGUUUUGGUAUAUAUUUUUUUCUGAAGGUCGUUAGCUAUAGAUGUGGACUCGGCACAAAGAUAUGUAUAGUUUGGAGUCUUACUCAAAGAAGGGAAAACGAAACGGCCGACUGUGAUUCACAAAUAACGCUCCUCUGCCGGGUCAGGUGUCUAAAGUCUUCCAGACAAGAUGGUGAAGAGGAGGCAGAAAGGUCCUAGAGAGGACGAAGUGAUAGACCUGACUGGUCCGUCGUGCAACCAUAUCCGUAAAGGUGUAGACUCCAGCUUCCUGAAGAAGACUGGGGUAGACUCCGCCUGUAACAGCUGCCAAGACUGUAGGGGUGAAGAGCUGGCUGCCACUGUACAGACUCCAUCAGAGGAGAUGAGCGAAACACCAACGAUAUGGAUGUGCUUAAAAUGUGGACACAGAGGGUGUGGGCGUACCUCUGAGGAUCAGCAUGCUAUCAAGCACUACGAGAAGCCUCGGUCAGAGCCUCACUGUCUGGUGCUCAGCCUGGACAACUGGAGCGUUUGGUGUUACAUCUGUGAUGAUGAUGUCCAGUACUCUAAAACAGGCCAUCUGGCUCAGUUGGUGAACAACAUUAAGAAACAGGCCUUGUCUGAGCCCCGGAAACAAAGUCCACAGAGAAAGCAUUCAAUAGUGAAGCUGGAGGACAGCAUGAUAGAAGAGCCACAGGAAACCAAGCCAGAAGAGAAGGAAGAGAACACAGUGACACAACCGAAAGAAAACCAGAAGAAGAACGGCAAGAAAGAAAAUGGUUUGAAAGAGAGCAGCAGUUUGACUAGAGGACAGAAGGCCGUGGGAGGAGCCAGCAGCGGUGCAGUGGGAGGAGUCAGCAGCUGUGCGUUGUCGGUUAGAGGACUCAGUAACCUUGGAAACACCUGUUUCUUCAACUCUGUUGUUCAGACCCUCUCUCAGACACAGAUGUUGAGACAGGUCAUCAACAAGGUGACCGCUGAAGAGAAGACCAGUGUCACCAUUACACCUGGAGUCUCCUCAGACCUGGAACCCAUUCUGGUGCAGCUUGGUCCUCCGGGGUCUCUGACCGUGGCGAUGUGCCAGAUCCUGAAUGAGAUCCAGGAGACGAAGAAGGGGGUGGUCACCCCGAGAGAACUUUUCAGUCAGGUCUGCAAAAAAGCGGCACGGUUUAAAGGGUUCCAGCAGCAGGAUAGCCAGGAGCUUCUUCGCUACUUGCUGGAUGGGAUGAGAGCCGAGGAGAUGAAAAGACUGAACUCUGGAAUAUCGGAAGCAGUGAAAAAACAUGGAAGAGAUGCUGAACAAUCGAAGAAGCUAGUCAAGG